AAAAUUAAAAUUAAAAUUUGUGCAGUCUUUCCAACUUUCAAAUAUAAAGCCCCACUUGACAUUUUUGAGCCCUCUACCAUUCUUGUUCCUUCCAAAACUAUUUUAUUCAUUCAAGUUCACCAGAAAAUUCACCGGAAAAGUCAGAUUCCGGCCACUGUCCCAAGAUGGGUUUGACAGAAAGAUCGAAGAAAAAGGUCCAAUUAUACAAGAAAGCAAUUGUCCAUUUCUUGUUAUGUUUUGUCAUGGGAUUUUUCACCGGCUUCGCUCCAACGGGUAAGCCAUCGUUUUUUUCUAGCCUUUCAUCGACACGAUCAGCAUUUUCGCCACAACCCAUAGAAAUUGUGAGCGGGAGCUCCAACAGAACUCUAUUGGAUGAAACUCCAGUGGCAGAGCCAACAUCAAGGUCUACUAAUAAUUCUGAUGACUCAACUAGUGAAAAAAUUCAGGAAGAAUAUAAAGAAGUUGAUGAGUUGGUUACUAGAAGACUCAUAAUUGUUGUCACACCUACUAGUAUGAAAGAUCAGACAAGAGGUGUGAAUUUGAGGCGGUUAUCGAACACGUUGAGAUUGGUUCCUCCACCAUUGUUGUGGGUUGUGGUGGAGCAACAAUGUGAGUCCGAUGAAGUGUCGGAAAUACUAAGGAAAACUGGGAUUAUGUAUAGGCAUGUGGUGUUUAAGGAGAAUUUUACUGAUGUAGAAGUUGAAAUGGAUCAUCAGAGGAACCUCGCGCUUAAUCACAUCGAACAUCACCGGUUAAGUGGGAUCGUUCAUUUUGCAGGGCUUUCCAAUGUUUAUGAUCUUAGCUUCUUUGAUGAGAUUAGAGGAAUUGAGGUGUUUGGGACAUGGCCAAUGGCAUUGGUAUCUGCAAACAGGAAUAGGGUGAUAAUUGAAGGACCUGUAUGCGAUUCUUCAGAAGUUGUAGGAUGGCAUUUGAGAAAGAUGAACAAUUUGACAGACGUAAAAUCACCUGUUCAUAUUUCGAGCUUUGCAUUCAACAGUUCAAUCCUUUGGGACCCUGAAAGAUGGGGUCGCCCUUCAUCUGUUCAAGACACCACACAGAAUACGAUUAAAUUCGUGAAGAAUGAAGUUCUUGAAGAGGAGACACAAUUGAUAGGAAUCCCGGCAGAGGGUUGCUCCAAAAUCAUGCUAUGGGAUGUUCAUAUUCCAACAGGAACUGCAACAAACACUCGUCUCCAUGUAACUUCGCCAGAUAGUAGUAAGAGAUGACAAUGUAGAAGACCAUCAAUGAAAUGGAAAAAGAUUCAAGGAAGAUACUGAAUUAGUUGAGAGAUAAGAUUUUUCCUAUGAUCAGGAGCUCAUUUUUUUAAUUCUUCUCUUGUAAUUUUAUAAUUCUCUUUUCUUUUCUUUCCCUUUCUUUUCUUUUUUUCUUCAAAUUUUGGCAAUGCUUUUGUUGAUGGGAAUAUCUUGAGGCUGGACUCAAAAACUAGGAAAAAAGAACCAUAAAUCCAGAGAAUCAACUUGUGAUCUUUCUAGUUUUAAACACAUUGCUGUCAUGCCCUUGUAUUAUAUGAAACCAAUCAGUUCAAUUUGCUGUUUAGAGAAUUUGAAGUAAA
Molecule: messenger RNA, 1573 nt
Organism: Camellia sinensis
Lineage: Eukaryota; Viridiplantae; Streptophyta; Magnoliopsida; Ericales; Theaceae
Product: beta-1,4-xylosyltransferase IRX9
Biological process (GO): glucuronoxylan biosynthetic process; plant-type secondary cell wall biogenesis
Cellular component (GO): Golgi membrane
Molecular function (GO): xylosyltransferase activity; galactosylgalactosylxylosylprotein 3-beta-glucuronosyltransferase activity
Source: RefSeq, a predicted model, not a curated record